UUUAAAAUAAACUACCUACCUAUUUCAAUCUGUAAACUAACUAGUAACUAUUUGUAUGUGCAGGUACUUUGCCAAAUAUACCUAAAUGCACCCAACGCUCUGCGCUGAAUUAUUGAUUAUAGUGACUGUAUUCAAUAUGUAUUAGAUACGCUUAUAUUCUGUUAAUAAAUCAAUCAUCAAUCCUCAAGCCAUGACUUCUCAACCCAUUCAAUCACAAAAUAUUGAAAUACAAUCAAAUCUAAAUGCUAUGUGUGACUUUUCAAAGAUUUGUCGUAUUUGCGGCGCUAACAAUCGCCCCCUUUUUCCAUUGUUUGGGCAAGAUGCUCAGCGAAAUCAACUUGUUCAGAAGAUAAAUGAAUAUUUACCCAUAGUGGUGCACCAACAAGACGCUUAUCCUCUUGGAAUAUGCGCUUCAUGUGCUGAUUUAGUGAUGAAGUGGCAUGAACUAGCACAGUGCUGCAUAAAGACUGACAAAGCCCUAACUUUGAAGCUGUAUGCAAGGAGACUAGACAGCAAUAACAUCCAACAAGCAAGUUCUGGGUCAGCCGCUACACGUGGAGAGGUUCAUGGCAGAUGGACGCCCAGCGCCGACGUUGCGAAUAUCGGCAGUUUUAGCGAACAGAGAAUAAAGGAACACGACUCGGACGAGUCCGGCCGCGCCGAUGGCCUCGCCUCGGACGACGACCAGCCUCUCGCUUCCAUAGCGAAUAACACCAAAAUAGAUCUUUACCAAAAAUUUUAUACCGCCCUUAUAAACUUUAGGAAUCAUUUCACGAAGGAACACGAUGGUCACAGCUGUUCGGACUUCUCAGAUUCUAGCACAUCUGAUAACGAGGAAGCGGCCACACAGGAAAGUUUAAAUAGCUUCGACGACUUGACGAACAGCAACAUGAGGAAAGACAAGAUGGACGAAGAGGCGCGACUCGAACUCAGUCAAGUGCAAACGAAAAUCAACGGAAAAGUUUAUUUUACGUGUGCGACGUGCGGGAAGAACCUCAGCUCGACGCACACUUACAUAUUCCAUAAACGCAUCCACACCGGGGAGCGGCCGUGCGUGUGUCACAUAUGCGGGAAGCAGUUCCGCGCGCCGAACGGACUCCAGAGACACCUGACGGAAACUCACGAGAAACAGCGCCGGUACAUCUGUGUCAUGUGUCCUAAAAACUUCGCCAACUCGCAAAACCUCAAACAACACAUGAGGAUCCACACGGGCGAGCGACCCUUCGUCUGCCCGCACUGCGGCAAGCGCUUCACGCAGAGCGGCUCGCUGCACGUCCACCUGAAGACUCACAGCGAGCACUACCCCUACCACUGCGCCGAGUGCGGCGCCAAGUUCCGCUUGCGCUCCGGCCUCGCCAGGCAUCGCCUCAAGCACACCGGGGAGCGCCCGCACGCCUGCGCGCUCUGCGGGAAGGCCUUUCGCCAGAAACACGAGCUCAACAGCCACGCGCUCACGCACAGCGACACCAAGCCCCACGCCUGCGCCGUCUGCGGCACGGCCUUCCGCCAGAGGCGGGCUCUGCGGCACCACUGCAAGCGGCUGCACGAAUCCGAGCCCGGGGACCCGGCGCCGGCGGUCUACGGCCACGGGGGGCACUACGAGUGACGCGCCAAAGGACCAAAAUAUGUUUCAUAUGUAGUCGACUAAAUAUAAAGUGUUUCCGUUAAACGUUCUCGUUAUUUCGACCGAUCUAGUCCCCGACCGCGACCGCAUCCUCAGAUCGGAUCUACGAGGACCACUCGUUUAAUUUGCUUUUCAGCGCGGUAGGCAACUCGGAACGGCAGGAAACCGCUGGGCCGGAGGAAGAUCGGGCGGACGCCGACGUAAAGAGGCCGAGGGCGAUAGUGUUCGCGGACGGCAAGCGCUACGGCGAGUGCACGCCGCACUUCACCGGCGCCGCCAACCUGGCGCGCCGCCUGCCCGCCGGGCUCGCAACACCUGCGCGACCACGUGGCGCACUCGGGCCGGCGCGACCACGUGUGCGCGUGCUCCCGCACUCUUGCGCAACUCGCUGCGCACGCGCGUCGCCCCGCCGCCGCCGUUCGCUGACCGCCCGCUCUG
Molecule: messenger RNA, 2062 nt
Organism: Nymphalis io (European peacock)
Lineage: Eukaryota; Metazoa; Arthropoda; Insecta; Lepidoptera; Nymphalidae
Product: zinc finger protein 32-like
Exons: 5
Coding region: 191-1606 (471 amino acids)
Biological process (GO): regulation of transcription by RNA polymerase II
Cellular component (GO): nucleus
Molecular function (GO): DNA-binding transcription factor activity, RNA polymerase II-specific; RNA polymerase II cis-regulatory region sequence-specific DNA binding; zinc ion binding
Source: RefSeq, a predicted model, not a curated record